Messenger RNA from Hyalella azteca, 5108 nucleotides. Its product is annotated as pollen-specific leucine-rich repeat extensin-like protein 4. Lineage: Eukaryota; Metazoa; Arthropoda; Malacostraca; Amphipoda; Hyalellidae. The record is from RefSeq and is a predicted model, not a curated record. The transcript is spliced from 5 exons. Bases 75 to 563 code for a protein of 162 amino acids.
CCUAGCAAUCUACUGGAGAAAAGCGGGAUGGUGGAGGCUUCAGAGGCGGCUUUCGUGGUGGCCGAGGCAGGGGCAUGAGAGGAGGAGUUGGCCCCAUGAGGCUUGGCGGGAGAAUUGGGAUGCGACCUUCUCCUUACGACCACAUGCCAGUUACUGACAGAUAUGGGGGACCUCCCAUGCCUCCUAUGGCUGAUAGGUAUGGUCCGCUACCGCCACCCGCUCCUCGCAAUAGCUACUACGACGACUAUGACGAGUCCCUAAGACGACCUCUGCCUAUGGAGCGCCGACCUCUUCCUCCUCCCAGGGACCCCUACAUGCGGGAUCCCUAUGAUCGAUAUGAUCCCUAUGACCGCAUCCCACCGGCUCCUCGAUCUGCAGUGCUGAUGGAGCGCAGGAUCGCCCCGCUUCCUUAUGACCGACGCCCUGAUCCAUAUGCUGAUCUUUACAGGGAACGCGAUCCCUACGCGCCCCGAGACCCCUACGCCAUCCGUCGCUCCAUGAGUCCACGACGCUAUGCCGGUCCUCCUCGGGACUUGCCUCCGGCACCACCCCGACGAUUUUAAGUUCCAUCUCGCUCGCCCUGACCAUCGAAGUACUCUAAGCCUGGGAUCUCGAUACCUAAUGUCGUCUUAAACUUUUUCGGCGUACCUUACCCAUGCCAUGAGUCGUAAACUAGACAUGGAACUCUAUUUAUUCGGCGUAUUGCUAGCAUAGGUAGUACCGUUUCAAUUCACCGCCUAUGUAUUAUUAUUUCCAGAUACUAGUACUUCGCUGUAUUAUAGAGCUGAUUAAGGGCGACCGCUAACAUUGUGUUCUUUGAAAUCCCGUUCCUCAUCUGAGCCACUUAGCAAUCGAAUUCUCGUUUUCUUUAAAUGUAACUAGAUUCCAUGAAAGGAGUUUCCAUCAGAUCCUCAAUAUCCAUGUGCUAGGAUAUAAUGCUUAAUCACUAAUGAAGUUGCCUUCGCAUGAAUACGGCAAAGAAAUUCAGGGUACGAAACUCCAGCAGAUAGUUAGUUCCAGCAGUUAGUGCGCGUUUCCAGCAGAUAGUUCUAGCUAUCGUUUUAAAGUUGGAGUUCUCAGGAGGAAUAUUUCGAUAUAAUUUUCUAAUUAAAUUUGUUUUCAUCACGAAAUUUACUCUCUAUGAUGGGCGGUAAAGAAGUUCUUGUUGAUCGAUUCGUUGGUCCUAUUCAAUACUCGCUCCUGGCAUUGUCCAAGGGCCUGAUAGAGCUUUACUGUACAAGGACACAAAUCAGGUUACGAUCAAUGAAUUUGCACUUCCGUAAAUUUACGAUGGAAAAAUGUUCUCGUAUAUAGCGUUAUCUCUUAUCACAAGUAUUCUGUUUAGAAAUGUCGUGUCCUAAGUUAUAUGACAUGCUGUCGUCUUAAAUUCAUACUGAGCUGUCUCUCUUGGAAAACUUUCUGUUUAACACUAAUGAGCGUCAAAUGUUGUUCAUACUAUCCGUACUAACUUUAGCAACGCCGAGCGUAAAUCUGGGUUACGAACAAAGCCUCAAUUUUAUAUAUCAAUCGAAGAUAAUUCUUGCUAUAACUCAUGUUUUAUAUGCGUUAGUUACCUCUAGUGAUGAGACGACAUUAGCAAACAAGUUUAAUGCAGACAAUGCUAGACCUGACUUGGGUUACAGGCGCUCAGACAUUUAUUUCAAAUUAUCGGUUUUUCAUUAUUCGUGCAAUGAAUCCGUUUUCUUCUUGAUAGAGAUCUUUGGUAGUUUUGUAGACGCCACUUGCUCAUCGUGCUUAGGGACUCGAAAUGGUUAAACCUUAAUUUCUGCUAAUACGAGCACUUGGUUAAUUUUCACAAGCUCAUCGAAAUCACCCCGGAAUGUAUUUAUAUACUGGCCGUUAAUUUUCAUGAUAAUUUGUUACUACAAUUGUAAAUUUGACUAUUUUCUCGAUGUAUCUACGAAAUAUGAUGAAGUUCUGAGAUUUUGUCCUUCAUUGUUAUGACUUGUAGCGAACUUACCGCCCGUAAUAUGUAGUCGAUGUUGCGAUGUUCGCCUUCUCAUAAAUCAUUGUUAGGUACGUCUAAAACUCAAUAUUAAUUUUACCCGAAAAAUGACCGUUAAUUUCAUUAACUAGCUAAUUAUCUGAAAUUCUGUACGAUGAUCGGUAUGAAUUUAGUUUUAACUUAUCACUUAUCCAAAUCAGUCUGCUCUCGUUAUAGUGUUAACAGAUUCCGAUCGUUUUUUUUUUUUCAUUGUAAAUUCUUAGCUUUGUGAUGUAUUAAAUUACCGAUAAUGUAAUUCUCAAACUUAAUUAAUCGAACAGAAUAUUCCCACUCGCUCAUAUUUCUCUUGUUAUGUCUACGAGUUAGUGUAACCUAUUGAUCCGUAUAUCUUAAGUGCUAUCUAAUUAAUUGUCUUCGAUAUCCCGUGAAUAUUGUUCGUCACUCCAUAACUCGAUUAAUGACAACCGGCUUACUUCGUGCCAAUGUCACUUCUAGAUUCGAUCUAAAAUUAAGAUAGGCUAGUGGUGUGGUAGCUUUAGUAUGUGUGUAUCAGCUCGCAAUAAAAGAUUGAUGUCCGACAAGUUUUGUAUCACAAGUACAUGUCGCCGCGUGGUGACAUCAGACCGAAGUCAAAUGCUAAGCUGAGCACUGGAUCGUGCGAGCUACCCGGAGAUUCGCGAGAACCAACUAUGGCGUUCUUUUGAACAAAUCGAUCUUAGUUCACACCGCUUAGCGGGAAACUGAAGGUAAGACUGUGACCUCGCGAGAGGUUCAUAUUGACGCGAUGCUGCUUCCCUUCUACCUUUAUGCUUCAGUUAAUCCGAAAUUUUGAUGCAUUUGAAAGAGUACUUCGCUGUGUUAUGUUGCCGUUUCGUUGAGCGUCUUUAGUCACUUAUCUAAAAUAUUUUUCAAAUUCGAGUCAUUCGUGCGCGUGUUUGGAAUAUUUUUGUUGUUUUUUUUUUUCCAUCCGUCAAGUGCAUAAAGUUUGCUGUAAUUGAUGUGAGCAGGCGUCUGCUAAUUCUCCUUUCUCUUUCCACAAUCCGAAUUUUCAUCUGGCGCCCCUCAAUAUUUUUUUGGUUUUCGUUGUCGCUUUUCUGUUGACACGGAAUGACCUCAUUGUGGAACUUUACUCUCAUGUAUCGUUAAAAAUCAUUUGUGCUAUUCUUACCUUUUAUUAACUUUUGUUUUUAUCUGCUCUGUACCCUUUCGAAUUUUUUAAUCAUUGCAUGAAACGUGGUUGUUUUAAAUAAUUAAAUUAGCCUAUAGCGACAGUAUUCAUGCGUUUCCAAUCUGACGGCAUUCAGCCAAUAACGCAUAGGUUCCUAGGAGAAACGAAUGAGAAAUGCUACCAGAUUUUUUUUAAAUACGACAACGAAUCUAGUAGUCAAUGGACUGGCUAAUCGGCUUCAAAUUAAAAUUCGCGUGGGUUAAUUUUUUUAUUUGUUAUUUUUUUGUGUAGUCACGAUUUUUCCACUGAGGAGUGACUAGCCACUUGUGUAAACGUAAUUUCGCUUAAUAACAUCAAAUAUUAAUCAAAGUUUUUCAGAGGAGCGUUGGUUUUUUUUUCUUUGCCUUGCUUCACUUAAUCACUCUUGUUGUUUAAUGUCUAAUUACUAUCUGUGUAUUAGGUUCAACUUGGAGACGAACCAUGAGCGAGGCGUUACCACUUGAAGUCAGUCCUCGAGCUGCCAUCAGGAUGGAUCUCAUAAACUUGAAGUUUCAAAGAACGACUAAAAUGCUUCAGCAGCAACGAUGCGGCUCAGUCAGCUUCUUCAUCAAAACGAUUCUAUUAUCAUGAAGUUCCUGAGGAUCUGCUGGCGAGGGCACCAAUGAGCCUCCGGCUGUCGGUACCACUCUUCGUUCUUCUUACGAGUUGAUCCGAGGAGAAGAUUUCCUUGCUUUGCAGUGCUCAAAGUACCAAGACACUAGAGUAUACUCGCCACAUCAUAGUCUCUGUGAUAAUCUCGAGUUCUCUACCGGCAAGUUCCAAUGUAUCUUACUUCUUUACUUGUGGUGAAGUCACUGUGAACUUUCUAGUUUCCUUAAUAUUUGUUUGGGACGUAGCAGUCCCAGGCCACGAUGGAUCGCCGCUUCUGGAUCGCUUCUGUGAAUGAUGUAAUUGAGCAUCGCACUAUUGUUACACUAAAGAUGAUUAUUAAUUUAUCACUGAUCACUAUCAUUCUUACAAAUAAAUUACAUCUUCUGGACCACGUUGACCUGCCCCCGAGUGGUAUUUUCAUCUCUGUAAUUCGCUCUGGAGUGGAGUCCAAUCUCUAAUCCGUGAGGUAUCGUGAAGGAACCUUACUUUACAGGACCACCAACAUUUUUAACAAAAUGUAGUGUGCACUCGCUACGCCAAUCUUUACUAAAAUAAGACUAAUUAUGUUCAUUGCCGUGGAGAUUAAGAACGCAAAUUACAUGUCUACUGUUAGUAACAAUAUUUUAGCAGGAUUGAGGUACGAAAGGCUUUGACGGCGGGUGUUUCCGUAAACAAAUUUAUAAUGCUAGCAAUUUAAGAGAUGUACAGCUGUCAUUUUGUUCACGUCACAAUUUCUUUUGCGUAGUCAUGUUAAUUUUGCUUUCAAUCUCCAUUUGUUCCUAGUAUUUAUAUGAAAUAUUAUCUGCACGCUGAACAAAUUCGGCUCUUCUGUUCACUUUCCUAACGAUGUAUAUUUCUUGCACCGAAUUUCUUUAGAAUAAUUUUCCCCGUUUAGAUUUUAUUUACCGCCUUCAGUUUUGAUAAUCUUUAAACAACAUAAUCCCAAACCAUACUGCCUUGCCCUAUAUACCACCUAUGGCCAUGGCUGUUUACCGCUUACGAUGUUACUCGUGGCUAUCACGUGUUGACAUUUCUUGUAGUAAUUUAAGAUUUCUUCCCGUUUGUCGAUAUUUAGAUGAAAUAUGGAAUUUGUUCAAGUUUAAUUGAGGUUUCGCUACCUGAACUACACUCUGAUUUGCUCCGUCUUUUGCUUGAAUCGAUGGCUAUUGUUUAUUUUGGACGGCGAAUAUUUUUGUUUGUUUAUCUUCUAUCACCUUGUCAUUACCUUCAUAUUCUGCUGCCCUGUAAUUCUUGGCUGAUGUUAACUCUGCCUCUGUCAAUUAUCAAUUGAUCAAAAUAAAUCCAGGAACAAAAAUUGUGUAA